GCAAAAAAGCUCUGUUCUUCCAUGGCGAAACUUACCAAUCAUGAAGUUGCCAUAGUAAUGGUUCCAUUACCAGCACAAGGCCAUUUAAACCAACUCCUCCACCUCUCCCGCCUCAUCUCCGCCUAUCACCUCCCACUCCACUUCGCCGGAACCGCCGUCCACCUCCGUCAAGCAAAAAAUCGCAUCCAUGGCUGGAACCCACUCUCCACCUCCACCGUCAAAUUCCAUGAAUUCCCAAUCCCAAAUUACGAAACCCCAGCUCCUAAUCCAAAUUCCACCACCAAAUUCCCUUCCCAAUUGAUGCCCUCUUUCCACGCCACGAGUCAUCUUCGUCACCCGAUUACUUCCCUUUUACAAGAACUUUCCAGAAAUUACAGAAGAGUAAUUGUUAUUUACGAUUCUUUAAUAGCUUGGGUUCUUCAAGAUGCUCCUUCUAUAUCAAAUGUUGAGUGUUACUGCUUUCGUAGCAUUUCAGCUUUUUCGAUUUACUCUUGGGAUAAAUCCUCUGUUACGCCGGAGUUUACAGAGUAUACCAGAGUACAAUUUGAGUUCAGGGAACUUGUUAAUUCUGGUAAUUUAUACAAUUCUUGCUAUGAAAUUGAAGGAUUGUAUCUUGAUUGGCUAGCAAAAGAGAAAAGUUCGCGUAAUAAACAAUGGGCUAUUGGUCCAUUAAACCCGGUGAAACGGUAUGAUAAAAAUAAUUCAUUAAUUUCACAUAAAUGUAUGAAUUGGCUUGAUGAACAAGAACCAAAUUCUGUAAUAUUCGUGUCUUUCGGGACGACGACUACGUUUUCUGAUGAACAAAUUAAGGAAUUAGCUAUUGGGUUGGAGAAAAGCGAGCAGAGAUUCAUAUGGGUAUUGAGGGAAGCUGAUAAAGGUGACAUUUUUACAGGGGAAAGUAGAGAAGUUGAGUUACCAGAAGGGUAUGAAGAGAGAGUGGGGAAAAGAGGGGUUAUAGUGAGAGAUUGGGCACCACAAUUGGAGAUAUUGGGACACGAGUCGACGGGUGGAUUCAUGAGUCAUUGCGGGUGGAAUUCAUGUAUGGAGAGUAUAUCAAUGGGGGUGCCAAUUUUAGCUUGGCCAAUGCAUUCAGAUCAACCAAGAAAUGCAGUUUUGGUAACCGAAGUGUUGAAAAUUGGAGUUGAAUUGAGGGAUUGGGCAAAGAGAGAUGAGUUGGUGAGUUCAGUUGCAGUUGGAGAAUGUGUUAAGAGAUUGAUGGAAUCUGCAGAAGGAGAUGAGAUGAGGAAGAGGGUUAUGGAGUUGAGCAAAUCAGUGGUGGAUGGUGGUGGCAGUGCCAAAGAGAUGGCCUCUUUCAUUGCCCAUAUUACAAGAUAAUAAAAGGCGGAGCCUACCGACAGACACCUAAAUUUAUCGCUACUUUUCAUUUAGAUAUUUCAACCAAGUCUUUUUCAUUUCAAACACUUCACGUUGGAGUUUGUUGUGCCAACUUGAAGUGGCUAUUGAUGGGCUACAUUUAUAAAGAAGUUCACGGUAUAAUAAGAUAACCUAAAAAUAGAGUGUGUUAUUGUGUUA
This is a messenger RNA of Solanum verrucosum, 1533 nucleotides long. RefSeq names its product zeatin O-glucosyltransferase-like. Gene Ontology annotation, molecular function: UDP-glycosyltransferase activity. Lineage: Eukaryota; Viridiplantae; Streptophyta; Magnoliopsida; Solanales; Solanaceae. Bases 22 to 1335 code for a protein of 437 amino acids. The transcript has a single exon. The record is from RefSeq and is a predicted model, not a curated record.